Molecule: messenger RNA, 1070 nt
Organism: Olea europaea var. sylvestris
Lineage: Eukaryota; Viridiplantae; Streptophyta; Magnoliopsida; Lamiales; Oleaceae
Product: leucine-rich repeat protein 1-like
Exons: 7
Coding region: 234-890 (218 amino acids)
Molecular function (GO): protein binding
Source: RefSeq, a predicted model, not a curated record
AAUUACCUCACAUUUUAAAUGCUAUCUACUUUGAAAACUUUGGAGUUCAGCCUACAUUUUUACUUAUCUUAAUUUAAUAUGCAACUGGCAUGAACAUCUAGAAACUGUCUUAAGGUCAGCAGCUUCCAAUGUAAAUUCUACAUCAUAUUGAUUAAAAAAAUCCAAUGCGAUCAGAUCUUAAGGUCUCUUGUAGCCAUUAACUACCAGCAUAAAUCUACAUUCUGCUAGCAAAGAUGAGCAAAUCAAAGAUUGUACAAACCCGCACCAUACUUCUCGUAAAGCUUGUGAAAGUACUGCAAAUGAGGUCCUUUCUCAUUUUCCUCAUCAUUGCCAUUGCCGUUGCCACUGUGGAAAGCAACUCUGAAGUGGAUGCUCUUCAUUCCUGGAGGUCUAAACUGACAGAUCCGAAUAAUGUCCUCCAAAGCUGGGAUCCGACACUGGAAAAUCCCUGCACCUGGUUACAUAUCACCUGCAAUUCAAUUAAUAGUGUUACAAGAGUGGACCUUGGCAACGCGGGACUAGAAGGACCUCUCGUGUCUGAGCUUGGAAUCUUAGCUAAUCUUCAAUACUUGCAAGUCCAACGCAAUAAGAUUGGUGGAAAAAUACCGAGAGCUUUAGGAAAUUUGACAAAACUGGUGAGCUUGGGUCUAGAUCAGAAUCGGCUAAGCGGAUCGAUCCCAGAAACUGUAGGCAACUUACGAUUAUUAAGAUUCUUGAGUUUAAACAGUAACAAAUUAACUGGGAGAAUACCAAAUAGUGUCAUUGAACUGAUCCAUUUUGGUCAUUUGCAGAUCAUGAAUGUCUCGGACAAUCACUUGGCUGGUACUGUUCAUCACACAAAUAAAGCAGGAUUUGCUACUACUACCAUAAUUCAAGAUGCAAAAGCCUAGAAGAACAUGAUGCUGAGCUGAGCUGAGCUACUAGAUAUUAUCCAUUCUCAUACUGUAAUAAAUUGCCAUGAUAUUUGUGGUGAAAUUUUAAAGAUUUGCAAUAACAUUGACCUAAGCUGGUGUAUUACGUAUCAUGUACUCUGCCUUAUCUAUCGAUCAAUAAAGUAUUUUUGUGACUUA